Molecule: messenger RNA, 3120 nt
Organism: Lithohypha guttulata
Lineage: Eukaryota; Fungi; Ascomycota; Eurotiomycetes; Chaetothyriales; Trichomeriaceae
Gene: SEC5
Product: Exocyst complex component S5
Exons: 1
Coding region: 1-3120 (1039 amino acids)
Biological process (GO): exocytosis; Golgi to plasma membrane transport
Cellular component (GO): exocyst
Source: RefSeq, a predicted model, not a curated record
AUGUACGCUGUGCAGGGGGCGGUCGACCAUAAUAUUUUGAGCUACUAUAAUUUGCAGGAUCCGAAUCCACUAGAGUGGCCGAAAGAUUUAGAUGACAGCGAAGACGAAGACGAUAAUGCUAAAUCGCAGAUCAGACGAUCAAAAUCGCGGUACUCUGCUCUCGAAAGAGCUGCAAGUGAUCGGCGUACGUUGUUACCCGGCUCGCAAAAGACUCGUGAUGGAAAAGCCAAUCUCGUCCAGAAAGACGAGACGGACCCAUUAGGAGGUUCACGAACGGUCAUCGCUUCGUUGAGACAGCGUCAACUACCCGUGGACCAAGAUGUCCGUCUCAAGAAUAGGUUCUUGUUAUCGUCAACCACCUUCGAUCCUUCUUACUUCCUUUCCCAAGUACAUCCGGACGCCUCGGUGAAUGACUUACUUCAGGGCUUGCGCUACCUGGAACAGUCGAUUGAUCAAAAAUCGGCAUCUCUAAAAGUAUUGGUGGAGACAAAUUUCGAGCGCUUCGUGCGAGCCAAAGCCACCAUCGACAAUGUCUACACUGAAAUGAGGAAUCAGGGCAUGGAGAUCAACACAAACGCGCCACCAGCCAGUCCACGUGGUUACCGACAUUCACGGCAGGUAAGCAGGCAGAGUGGCGCGCAUCAAAGAAUUACCAGUAUCGGGAGUGUAGGACCACCACCUCAACCAAGCAAGAAUGCUCUUCGCAAAGAAACGGAGUAUGGUGUGGCUGGUGUCAAAGGCCCCCUACUGGAAGUGGCACAGAAAGCCGAAGAUGUGUGGGGUCCUGCUUUGAGUGGACGAGAACGUGAAGCAGGUUUGAAAGCUAUUGCAGAAGCUGUGGAGAGAGAUCGCAACCUAUAUGAAAUUGGUGGAGAAAUGAGCAUUGCUGCUCAGCAGAAAAACUACGAGCGUGUAGUGGACUUGUAUGGCCAAGCCAGGACAUAUGCAGAUCAGGCUACAAGCCUAGGUGAACAGGUGGCGCAGAUGGGCCAGACUUUGACCGAUGAACAAGUGCAUAGAUUGCUAGUUACUGGCAGGAUGUGGGCCGAUGUGCGUGACCAAGUUGAAAACAUCAAGCGAGAUAUCUGGCGCCGAUUAAGCAAUUUACACGACGUCAACUCACCUCACAUUUCGAGCCAAAGCGAAGAACAUAUGGACCUGAUAGGAGUUCUCCUUGAACUUGGAGUCGAAGACAACCCUAUCUGGGUGUGGCUGCUUAGCAGGUAUGACCAUUUGAAGAACAAGAUCUCAGCUGUCACAGAGAGGUCCAAAAUCGAAAUCGAGAUCUUGAGGAGAAGGCUUGCAACUGCCGAUGCACCACUCCCAGAGUCUGCGGCAUUGUACAUUCGUUCUGUCGCACGUGAAUCACCAGAAGCAGCAGACAACCAAGAGAUCCUGGAUUUCUGGAGAAGUGUUACAGUCUACGUCAACAAGCUUCUGUCCUUGACACACGGUCUUCUUGGUGAAGUAAUUGACUUCUGGGACGUCGCGAAAUCUUUCAUUGAUGGUAGCAAGCAGAAGUCAUUGCCUGUUGGGUUCGAAGGUGAGAGUCGCAAGCACCAUAGGUUGUCCGAUGCGGGCAUGAGCGAUCUCUCUAAUGGCACAGUAGAGCUCGUUGAUAUGAUUCGUGAUGCUCUGUCUGCACUGUUUGUCGAAAGUCCGACAGAAGACAUAUCUGCUAUUUUUUCACCCAUGACGAAUGGCACGCCUCGAACGCCUGCCACCCCUAUGUUUUCACCCUCCGAAGGUCGUCUAGGCAAUAUAGAUGAAACCAAUAUGCCUCCUCUUUCACCAAAAAGGGGCCAAGCCUGGGAGGACUUUGCCUUUUGGCCUCCUCACUCGAAUGCGAUCAGUGCUGUACAGGCCAUCACGAAGAUGCUCGUUGCUCUCGGAGUUGGUUGCGGUGAAAUGGUGGCUAUACAACCUGUACAACAUCACAGUACAACACCCGAAAAGAUCAAGCGCUUAGUCAAUGCAGCACGAGAGCGAUGCCUGACUGCUGUGUGUAUUGCUUGGUCUACAGAUUUGGAGCAUUGCACAUUUUUAGAAGACUGGUUACGGUCACCCGAGAAGCGAAGUCAGACGAGGCUGCCCACCUAUUUUUCGGCAUAUGAGCGCACGGUGCUUAAUGGAUUACAGCACAUCACAUACUACUCCGAAGGCAUUACCAAACCUAUUGCCAGGUCUUUAAUUACACCUCCAUCCUCAAAGAACAUCCAACUGGUCAGGCAACGGUUCGCUGAGAGUGUGCUCUCAGUACUGAAGGGUAUGCUACAGACCUCUGAACAAGGUGUCAAAAGCGACAAUGACGAAUGGAUCCGCAUGGCCGACGCUUUUCAGAACAGGACAGGCGAUACUGCCACACAAGCCUCGUACAGUAUCGAUGCUACCAAUCGAAACAUAAGAAUGUUGCUUACGAUUGCGAACCUCAAGGUUUUCCGAACAGAGCACAUUCCAUCUCUUGUCUCAAACUUUGAGACUUCGUUUUCAGUGAAGCUCACAGAAGAGACUGAAAAGAUCAAUAAGCAAUCCUCGGACAUUGACCGACAGCUCUUCCAGUCAUACACGAGACCAGCCGUCUUUUACAUUACUAAGCAAAUCAAGAGCGGCAUCAACGCACCUACAUGGGAACCAAAGACCACAAGUCCGGAUCAAGUCAGUCCGUAUGUGUAUGCUUCCUUGAUGGUGCUUGUGAACAUCCACACGGAAGUGUCUACGACGGUAGUCCUUGGAACCACUUCAGGCCCUUCUCUUCUGCAGGAGAUACUUUCUUACAUGCUCGAGAACACAUCUCAAGCACUCCUAGAUGGCUUCAAGGAGCGCAAGCCUAGCAGAUAUUCUCUUGCGGCGCUGAUCCAAGCUACCCUGGACACAGAAUUCAUAGCACAAACCAUGUCGCAAUAUGCUAGCAAGCGCACCAAUGAGAUACAGAACGAGAUCUACGUGGAGCUUGAUAAAAGAACGACGAACGACGCUCGGGCGGAUCUGCAGAAAGAGCUUGGGGUCAUGCGAGGUGUACUGAAGAAGCUCCGGGAACAGAGCAGGAAUAGCUUCGGUUGCUUCAAGCGUCCUAAGUCUAAUGAAAAGCCAAAGACAGAGAGGCAGCAGAGCGAGAGAUAA